CCUUUUUUGGCUCCCUCCCCCUGAGUGCACUCUCUCUCAGUCGGAAGCCCCUUUAAAAUGGCCUGAAGGCGCCUUUUCUCUCACUCACUUGAUCACUGCACGGUUCCUGCGCUCUAAACUCUGUAUAUUUCUAUUACACCGCGUUCAGCUCGCAAGAAAGAGAAGAUGAGCGAGACCGCUAAGGACAAGGGCGCCGUCGCUACUAAAGAGAAGGGCGGAGCAGAGAAGAGAGGCAGAGGGAGACCUCGAAAGAUCCCACAGCAGCAGCAGGAGCAGCCCAGCGGUUCCCCGUCGCCGAAGAGGCCCAGAGGACGACCAAAGGGAAGCAAAAACAAGACAAGCUACUUUGCACCAAAAAGCAAAAAAUCAGCUGUUGCGACAGCAUCUGUUGGGGGAAAACGCAGAGGAAGACCCAAGAAAGCAGAGAAAGAAGAGCAGCCAUCAAAGUCUUCUGAGGAAGAGGAGGAGGAAGAGGAGGAAGAAGAGGGACAGUAGAUCAGCAACUUGGCGCUACCUCAUACCUCUAUCUCAUCACUUCCCUUUUGAAAAGAAAAAAAAAACAGAGCUGGACUUUUUUUUUUUGCAACCUUGCAAAAAAAAAAAAAAAAAUAGACACAGAACCCGAACGACCCAGAACCCCCCCACCCCUGCAAACGGACUCUCAAAUACUGUACGUGUGUGUGUGUGUGUGUGUGUGUGUGUGUACAUGCAUGCAUUCUUGCUCGCAUGUCGAACACAAACACUCUGUGUAUCUGCUCUCCGCUCACGUGUCAUUAUACUGGACAAAGAUUUCCUCUGAUGCAGGUUUCAGAUCAUUGUUUUGAUUCUGUUUUUUUUUUUCUCUCGUCGCUUUUAACACAAACAUUCAGAUGUUCACAUGCACUCUGGACAAAGGUGAAUCAACCUACUUUUAUUCCGUGCGUCUGCGUGUGUGUGCGCGCGCCCUUGUGUAAUGGGAGAGGUCAGAACAUCCAGGAUUUUUUAUUUUUUUUUUGGUUUCCUUUUUUCCUGGUUUUCUUCUUUUCAGUAGUGUGUGUGUGUGUGUGUGUGUGUGAGACGCCAAUUCAUGAAUUCUUUAUCUCUGCUCGAGACGGCGGAUGCUUUUAAACUUUUACUCCUCACUCAUUUCGUUUUUCAGAAAGAUUUUAAAUUUUUGCAAAGGAAUAAAAAGUGGGCGGAGUUAGACAGUGCUUCAUGAGCACGGUUUCAGAAAUGGAAUUAUUAUUAUUAUUUUUUUUGGUCUUUUGUCUUGGUUUUUUUUUUUUUUUUUGAGACCCGUAUCUUUAGGAAAACAAUAAAGUAAGGAUAUGGAGCUAAAAUUUCUCUUUCCCCUCUCCCUUCCAAACCCCCACCCCCUGCCCCAAUUUAUUUACACUCAUCCUUCAUCAUUCAGGUCACUGAACACGCAACAACGCACAAACCGGUUCACGAACACUUAGACAGUGAUAGCGGACGACACGUCCUCCUGUUUUGCGUCUGCACUGGGACACAAAUCACAUUCGCAAGACAACCGGACUAGACUUAAUCGUCGUUGUUGUUGUUUUUUCUUUUUUAUUUAAUUAGUCAAUAAACAUUUCAUAUUCAAUUUCAUCCCUCAUGAAUAGAACGAGCUCCCUUUUGUUCUCCACAGGAGGGCGCUGCUCACUAACUACAAUCUGCUUUCUCAUUUCCAUUAAAAAAUUAUUAUUAUUUUUUCUUUUCUUUUCUUUUUUUUUUACACAAAACUCAGUCAGGGAAUGCCGAUUGGUCCAGAACUUUAAUGCUGCUACGAACACGGUUAAUAAAAAGAAAAAAGAAUUAAAAAAAAAAAAGUAAACAAACAAAAAAAAAAAACAACCCGGAAUACUGCAACGUCACACUCAUACCUCACUCUGUGUCAGUUUAGGACGGCUUAAUGUUUAAAAAAAAUAAAAUAAAAAAUAAAAUAAAUGUGUUAAAAAAAAAGUGCAGCUUCUGUUUGGCAAGUGUGUGAGCAAACUUUAUUUUAUUUUUUUUUUCCUUCUGUUUUCAAAAAUUUUUUUUUUGCUGUUCAGUUUGUCAUGGAGUUAGGAUCGUGUGUGUGUGUGUGUGUGUAACAGUAGGACUUCAGAGGUUUUUAGAGAACUCUUUCAUAACGGCGUGCACUUAAGUGCACAUCGUGGAACGUUUCUUUUUUUCCCCCUUCUACCUGAGACUGUAGACGCCCCACAGGAUCGGCUGUGUUGGGACGGAGAGAGAAAAUACUGUCAGCUUUUUCUUAAAUGUUCACCCUGUGUGUUUGUGUGUGUGUGUGUGUGUGUGUGUGUGUGUUACGCAGGUGUGUGUGCAGACACUUUUUCAAAUAGUUUUGGUGCAACUAAUAAGUGAUUUGUUCAUCAAAUUAUACACCUUUUAAUUGGAAUUGUGGAAAAGUUUAACGUUUAACUGUCGGUCAGAUUUCAGAUUAAGAUGAAGAUUUAAUUCAUUUGUUGUCAACAGAUUGUGAACAUCCUGCUUUAACCUCAACUUUCCCCUCGGUUCCACUUCCUCAUUUACACUUUUGGUACUUUGCUGUUAUACUUUGUGUGUGUGUGUGUGUGUGUGUACGCCUGCACAUAGAACUGGUUUGGGAUCAGUCUUACAAUAUACAAACUCUCUCUUCUUCUUUUUUUUUAAUUUUUGGUGGCCUGCAAGUAUUUGUAUUCAGACUGGUAAUAAAAUUAAUGAUUCCUA
Molecule: messenger RNA, 2691 nt
Organism: Tachysurus fulvidraco (yellow catfish)
Lineage: Eukaryota; Metazoa; Chordata; Actinopteri; Siluriformes; Bagridae
Gene: hmga1a
Product: high mobility group AT-hook 1a
Exons: 5
Coding region: 166-495 (109 amino acids)
Biological process (GO): regulation of DNA-templated transcription
Cellular component (GO): chromatin; nucleus
Molecular function (GO): transcription coregulator activity; DNA binding
Source: RefSeq, a predicted model, not a curated record